Adineta ricciae is the source of this 489-nucleotide messenger RNA. The record is from the annotation of a GenBank genome assembly. NCBI's taxonomy places the organism in Eukaryota, Metazoa, Rotifera, Eurotatoria, Adinetida, Adinetidae.
AUGAUUGCUAGAGGAAGCCUAUGCUACCAUUGGAGUAUGAUUAUAAGUGACGCAAAUCGAUACGGGGUUUUUCGUUUUGAAUCCCUUUCUUACUUAAUAAUCAGAGCGCGUGAUCGGUUGAAUAACUUUGACGUCAUCAGACAUGUGAAUAAUUCCAAACGUUCAGUGAUACAUCAUGACAAAAAAGAUGAAGCGUCGCUUCGUUGGUACAAAGAUUGUUUUCACAAAGCUUUCAGCGUAUUACACGGUCUCAGUCGAGACGAUUCGCCAAGUGCGCUAUUAGAAAAAUCGCUGAAGCAGUCACAUUUAAACAAACGCAUCUCGAAAAACAUCGUCAAUGAUCUACAGAAGAAAACGAAACCAACUCGUGUACGACGCAUACUAGCUAGUUCGAUGACACCGCCGCCAAAAGACGAAAAAGACCAAAAUCAACGAUGCGUAAGAGUUCUCAAAUCAGUCGAUUUCGAUCAGCAACCAAACGACAAUUGA